This is a messenger RNA of Puntigrus tetrazona (Sumatra barb), 4416 nucleotides long. Its product is annotated as F-BAR and double SH3 domains protein 2. The transcript is spliced from 20 exons. Gene Ontology annotation, biological process: regulation of actin filament polymerization; neuromuscular synaptic transmission. NCBI's taxonomy places the organism in Eukaryota, Metazoa, Chordata, Actinopteri, Cypriniformes, Cyprinidae. Gene Ontology annotation, cellular component: neuromuscular junction; recycling endosome. The record is from RefSeq and is a predicted model, not a curated record. The coding region runs from base 183 to 2378 and encodes 731 amino acids. Gene Ontology annotation, molecular function: protein binding.
CUCUGCGGAGUUUUUUACGUGAGCGGCGCAACGGAGGCGUCUGGAAGUAUUUCAGUGGGUUUUUUUUUUCUUCCCUUUCACCUAAACAGAUUAUUCUGCACUGCAUAUCUCCGUCCCGCAGAUGCGUUCGGGUUUUGCAGGGUGAAUUUCUAAGGGUUUUUCCUGUAUAUCCAGAUCCAGACAUGCAGCCUCCUCCGAGAAAGGUAAAAGUCACACAAGAGGUGAAACACACUCACACAGAGCAGCUGAGCAGACUCCAGCUCAAACACCAGACAGACUUGGACUUCCUAGAGGAUCUGAGAACAUACAGUCAGAAGAAAGCGCUAAUAGAGAAAGAUUACUCACAGGCUCUGCAUAAGCUUGCGUCUCAGUACUUGAAGCGAGAGUGGUCCGGAGCCCCAUCAGAGGAGCAGAAAGACUCCAGAAAUGUAUGGGCCGUAUGGAGAUCCUACUUAGAGGGCGUGAUGAAAGUGAGCCAGUCUCGUAUCAACGGAUGCGAGAACUACAGGAGCCAGAUCUCAGAUCCUGUGAAGAUGUUCAGAACGCAGAAAGACCUUCAGCUGAAGAAGUGCUGCGAACAGCUGGCAAGAGCUCAGGCCGAUCUACAGGUCACGAUCAGAGACCUGGAGAAGAGCAGGAAGACCUACCAGGAGGCGGAACAAACAGCGCAAACUGUGAGAGAGAAAGCUGAUAUGGAGGCCAAGUCAAAGCUCAGUCUGUUUCAGUCACGUUCCAGUCUGAAGAGGGCGAGUAUGAAGCUGAAAGCCAAGAAGAACGAAUGGAAGUCCAAAGCCACACAAACAAGGAAUGAUUACCUGCUUACACUUUCAGCCACUAACGCUCAUCAGGACCGCUAUUAUGAGACAGACCUGAUCAGCUGCAUAAGAGUUCUAGAUGGCAGUUUCUACGAUCAUGUACAGAGUUUUUUGAUUUCACUGUGUCAGACGGAGCUUGAGACAUCUCAAAGCAUUCACGACACUUUUCAGUGCCUGCUGGAGACGUCCAGUGGGGUGACACAGGAUAUUCACCAACAGAUAUUCAUUCAGGACAACCCAGGGUUUCAGAAAGCCGCCCCCUUUCAGUAUCAACCCUGUGAAAAUGAUUCGGUCAGGGAACUGCUGAAGGAGAGUGGCACGGCUGAAGAGCACAGUCUGAAUAAAGAAGCAAGGAAAUGGGCCACUCGUGUGGCUAGAGAGCACAAGAAUAUCAUCCUUACACAGCGGACUCUUACGGAGUAUGAAGAGUCACAUCAACAGGACCAGAAUAAUAACGAGUUGGAACUGAAAAUGGAUGAUGCAAGAGAAUGCAUUCGGAAAUCAGAGACGGUCAAACUAAAGGCAGAGGCUCGUCUGAACCUCCUCAGAGAUGUUGGUGUGGCUGUAGACGUCUGGCUGAAGAGCGCCAUGAACCAAGUGAUGGAGGAACUGGAGAACGAGAGAUGGGCCGCCCUCAAUACCCACGAUGCAUCAUUCUCUCACUCUGUAGAUUUUGACAGAGAAGACGAAGAGGACACGGAGACGCUGGACGACAGCAGCUCCAGCCCCUCCAGCACUCACAGGAACUACCCUCUCACCUGCUCUGUGCUGUACUCCUAUCAGGCAUCCCAGCCUGACGAGCUCACUAUCCAGGAACAGGAAAUAUUGGAGCUUAUUGAUGAUGGAGACAUGGAGGACUGGGUUAAGGCUAGGAACAGAGCAGGGCAGGUGGGAUACGUGCCAGAGAAAUAUCUGCAGCUCCCGACUUCCAGCUCUCUACUGAGAAUGCUCCAAUCUUUCCCCAGCAUGGACGCCCAAUCGCACACCUCCAGCACUUCUGCAGAACAAGAGCCAGAAAUAGAGACACUCACCCAGAGCAGCCCGAACACUCAUGGGAGCGCUGUGAAUCUGGCCAGGGCUCUGUAUGCCUAUGAGGCUCAGACAGAGGAUGAGUUGUCUUUCCCAGAAGGAGCUGUUAUUUGCAUUCUCAGCAAACACAACCAAGAAGAUGAUGGGUUCUGGGAGGGCGAGUUCAACGGCGCCGUGGGCGUCUUUCCUGCAGUAUUAGUGGAGGAUCUGAGCAGACCGGAGAGCGCACGAACACACAAGAGCAUGAACAUGCAGGUGUCUCUGUCAGUUCUGGAUCAAGCAGUCUAUCCAUCCUGUAGCAGUCCAGAGUCCGUCCCGCUGCCAUCUUCGACCAGCACACUCACUUUAAAUGGCUAUCAAACCCAAGAACUACCCAAAAUGUCCAGCCACAGUCACACCCACACCCCAUCACCCAGAUCCCCAGGAGAGGGCGGGUCGGGCCUGAGACCUGUAAGAGCUGCUCCUCCUCCACCCAAACAGCAGGCACAGGGCCAGGUGCAGAAGAGAGAAGAGGUGGAGAUCACACUGGUUUGACGCACGCUCUGGGACACAUUUUACAAAUUGACGUUGCCAUGCUCGGAUGCACUGCGUGAAUUUGGUCUGGGAUGUUCUGAAACUUCUUGAAGAUGCACAAGCUGAAGAGUAUUUAAGUGGUUCCGGACCUACACCUUUAGUUUGUUUUUGACAAGGCCCAAAUGUGUUAAUGAAUGGACAUGCAAAAGCAAGCUUUGCUAGAGCUACAAGAGACUUCAAAGGGAAAAGUGGCAAUUUCAGUGUUGACUUUGUAUGUACGAUUAUGUAUUCUGUCCAUAAACAAUUUUAGGGCUAACAUGUGUAGAUGCAUAGUUUUAGCUAAUCUGUACCUUUAUUGUCAGUAUUUUAAUAAUCUGAUCAGUUAUUAUUUUAAUGAAUACUCAUAUAAUAUUUUGUAGGUAUUGUACAUUUUAUGUGACUAAACUCAACCUGGGCACUUUAGAUUUAGUUUUUAAUGCAUUCCAGUAUUUUCUUUUGGAUAUCGUUGUUUUCUUUUGGUCGUCAUUUUCUUCAUGUGCCUUAUAAUCUUAAAAGAGACAUGGCUUAGUUUCACAGUAGGCUAUUCAUGUUUAAAAAAAAAAAAAAAAAAAAAGUUCACCAAAAAUGAGAAUCUUUUCAUCUUUUAUUUAUCCUUAUUCCAAACGUGUUUGACUGUUUUUACAGUGGAGUACAAAACGAAAUAAGUACUUGAUCAUUUGUCAUUGCGUGGGAAAAGUGAUGGGAGAAUAUAUUAAUGUUGUUUUGUGUUUUGUAUUGUCUAAAUGUUCAGGUUUACACAGUUUUGUGUCUCAGGAUAACGCAUAAAUAUGUUCCUGUCAGAUUUCGUGUUCUUCGAGAAGCUGCCUCGGGCACUUUUUUUUGGUCAAAGCUAAAAUAAAAUCAUUCCAGUCAGCUUGUGAAUUGGACAACAAUGAAGUUGAUUAAUUGUUCGGUUUCUGUAACUACGAACUCCGCAUAUUUGUGUUCAAAUCGGGUUGGAACGGUUUAACUCGUGCUAUUCGCUUCUAAUUAUUGUAUAAAACGUAACGCAUUAUAUCACAAAACCGCAUUUGUUAUCAAAUUAUUGCAGUUUAUUAUAAAUAGCUUCCGCGUUCCAAAACAAGGUGUAUAUGUGCCUGUAAAUGAAGCGGGAAGAGAACUUGACGUGCGUGCAGUCUCGGCGGUUUUCCGUUUUAGCCUGAAGUCAAACACUCACUGAACCCUCUAACCACAUUUUUAAAAACGUCUUUUUUCAUUCUCUGCAUAGCGGGAUGUGCUUAAGACACGUGCUCGUGCUCGUGCUCUUGUACAGUUGUGCACGGGCCAAAAGCCGGUGCUUUGGAACACGUACUGCACAAACUUGCUUGAAUUUUUUUUUUUUUGCAUCCAAAAAUGAUAUGGAUAGCGUGUUUGCAGGGGUUUGUGCACUUGAUUAACGUGCGAUAUCACGUGACGAAAUCAGGACGCUCACAAACAAGUCACGAAUUUUGAGUGCAGUAAAUUCUUUUACAUUUUUUUUUUCCACAAUAUUGUGUUUAAAGAUUAUUUCGAGAAUUGAGACUUUUGGUUAACGCUUCGCACUUCUGAAAAGAGUUGCUAAAAAAAAAAAAAAAGGUCUCGAUUGUGAGAUAAAGUAUUGCAACUAUGUUAAAUAGAGGUUUCUGCCAUGCGAUCAAAGGUGCAUCUCUUGGAGAGAACAGUCACAUUUGUUUAAGUUCUGCUUUCAUAUCUAAUAAAAUUUAAUGAUACACAAACCUGGAGGAUUGGGAUUUCCAUUAGACACUUUAAUACAGUAAAAAACUCAGCAACAUACAGCAGUUAAUGUAAAUAGAAAUUAAAACACUGUAACCUUGUAAAUAAUUGUGCGUCCAUAAAAACACAAAUGCCAUAAUAAGUUCCAUCACUUCAUAGUUUUUUCCCCCCCCUUUAGGGAUAAAUAGAGUUCACAGACAGCCACCAGAAAUAAAACAGUUCCUCUGGGUUUAUGAAAGGCAGCUCAGUCGUUCACUGACUUCCCAAAGCUUUUUGGCCAUCGUGUCAUCUUUGGCUUUGUCACAGA